AUUUAUGAAAAAUCAGUGCAUGCAAUCGUCGCUAAGUGAGUUUUGUGUGAAACGCGAUAAUAAUUUUUGUGAAAAAAAACCAUGCAAUUGAAUUAAGAAAAAUUCCGGAAUAUUAGCAAAAUUUUAUUAAUUACAAAAAUGACAAAGAGUUCAAUCUGUACGGAAUACAAUGAAAUCAACGAGAACGGACGCAAUGGAUGGAUGGAUAAGUUUCAGUCAAUCAAAGAGAAAUCUGAACAAGAGGCCAAGGAAAAGAAAUUUUCCUUCGAUGUAGCGAAUAAGGCGGACAAUCGACGAUUUAACAGAUACAGAGAUGUUAAUCCGUACGAUCACUCACGCAUCGUUCUACAUCGCGGUGACGUUGACUACAUAAAUGCAAACUUAGUAACGAUGGACAAGGCCAAUAGGAAGUAUAUUUUAACGCAAGGACCCCUACAAAAUACUGUCGGACACUUUUGGCUAAUGGUUUGGGAGCAGAACUCCAAAGCAAUAUUAAUGCUCAAUAAAAUUAUAGAAAAGAAGCAGGUAAAAUGCCAUCAAUACUGGCCGGAAAAGAAAGGACCUGAGCACAAACUCAGUCUGACUGACGUCGGAUUGGAAGUGGAAUAUUUGCGGAGUGAGGAAUACAAGCAUUACACAAAACGAAUUUUGCGAUUGUCGGACACAGAAUCAACGAAAUCAAGAGAAAUAAUUCAGUUCCAUUACAACACAUGGCCUGAUUUCGGCAUACCCAGUUCACCGAUUGAAUUUUUACAAUUUCUCAAACAGGUUCGUGAUUCAAAUGCACUGAGUGCUGAUGUUGGUCCAGCUAUUGUGCAUUGUAGUGCUGGUAUUGGCCGAUCGGGAACAUUUUGCUUGGUCGACACAUGCUUGGUUUUGGUGGAAAACGAUGGAGAAAAUAAGGUCUCGGUGUGUGAUUUGCUGUUAGAGUUGCGUCGUUAUCGAAUGGGCUUGAUUCAGACGUUUGAUCAACUGUUCUUUUCAUAUCAAGCCAUUAUCGAUGGUAUCAAGCAUCUCAACGAUCCUAGUUUUAGCGACUACGAGGAAGUUCCUGUUAUUUCUUACAAUGAAGAAGACGUUCCACCGCCAUUACCGCCGCCACGGGAUUCGUCACUCCAGUUAAAGGGUACGCCAGUCAUACCAACGAGUGCAAGUGCUCACGAAUUCCGGGACGUAGAGAAGCGAAAAAAUGCUGAGAACAACAUCGAUCGACCGUUACCACCGUUGCCGCGUGAAAAUUCGUUACCCAAAUUGGAUGAAUCGGGAAGUGAUGAAAUCGAAGAGGACGACAGUGAUGUGUACGAGGAUGAUGAUUCGGUCAGCGGCAAUGACGCACCGGUAAACGAUCACGAUGAGAACAUUGUGAAAACAACGAACGGUUACAGCGAUGAAUCGUCAUUCGACGCUAAUGCAACACUGCCGCUGUCACCGUCCGAAAAGGCUACAAUGAAUGGAACUGGUGAAAGAUCGGAAGCUAGUGAAUUGCGUCGGCGCCAACGUUUGGAGAAGCAAUCGGCAAUGGCAAACAAAGUGAAAGAAAUGAAGCGGAAACAGCAGGCGUGCGAAGAGGAAGCCGGGAAGCCGAAAAAACGCAGGCUACAACAAAGUCCGGCUAAGAAAUCACUUCCAUAGAAACGUUAUACCAUAAAAAAAAUUGUAUAAUGAGCGCGGGUUAUAAGGCAGGUUUUUUGAUUUCCUAAUAUAAAAAAAGAAAAUUCUAAAAUUAAUUGUAACUUGAAAUCGUAAUUAAUUGAUUGACUCAAAUCAAUUAAAUGUUUUUUUUUUGGUUUGAAAUUUGACUUUAUAAUGAAACAACGAAAGUUAACAAAAUAUUUCGCUAUAGAUAAAAAAUGUACAAAACAUCGCAACUUUAUUCGGACAAAUCAGUACAAUAAAACCCCAUGUAAACAACUGACGUAAUAAAACUGAACAACAACGUUUGGAAAGUGCAAAAUUUACAAACUUUCUAAAUUAUAGAACCUUUCAUUUUCGUAUACAUUUCUGUUCACAAAAUCUGCAGCUAAAAAUUUUUUUAUUUUAAAAACGGCAAGCGUAUCACUAUCAUAAGCCCCACAUCACCUUUUUUUUGUUUAAAGUACUAGAUUACAAUUAUUUUCAGUCAUCAUAGAUAUGUUGCCAAUUAUCAAAUCGACGGCGUCAAAAAAUAGCUAUUUUGCUAAAUGGUAUUGUUUUGCGCACUAGUUGUGAGUUUGCCAAUACGAGCGAAGCGAGUUCGUCAACACAUCGUCUGCGCAAAACCUCUAUUUAUUAAUGUGUUAAUAAUAAGACUUUAUCUACUGUUAGUGAAAAUAUUCAUAAUUUUCAUGCAACUCUUAACUAACACAAUAUCCUACUACACAUGAUCGUAGCAUCAAUCUAGCUGUCAAUCAAAAUAUUUAACACACUCGAGAAAUCAUGAUGAUAUGCUUGCCGUUUGUGAAAUGUUAAAAUGUACAAUUGGUUCUAGAAAUGUGCCAUGAUUCAUUUUUUUAAAUGUUCUGUUGAUCAUCAUUUUUAUCGGUCAUACAGUUUCACUAAAGGUCAUGCAUAUGAUCAGAUGCAUGUAAUAAUUAACAUUUUAGCAAUCAAAAUAUAAAAUUUGGUAAUGGAGGAUAGAUGGUCAACAAAUGAAUGAAUCGAAAAAUUAAAAAAAAAGAAAAAUUACGAAAUUUCGAUUACUUUCCAUUUUCUUGCAUAUAACUUUUUCCGAUAUACCUACAACUAGACACGGUAAAUCGUUUGUCGAUAACAAUGACAGAAAUAAGCGAUGAUCCACGGCAAUAUCGUGAUCUUAUAUAGUACAGUUAAUGUUCAACAAAAGAAGUAAAAGAAUUUGUGUUAAGCUGCUCUACACGAUACUUUAUGGAAAUUCACCUCAUUGAAAACAUUAAACAUUUUGACAAGAAAAAACCUUUUAAAACCAAUAAAAAAUAUUUGAGAUGGAUAUAUUUUUAUAAAGUGUACUCUGUAAUUGAUGGGGCAUUUUUGUAUGUCAUAAUUAUAUGAAUGGAAUAUAAAUAAAUAAAUAGUGAAACAGAAAAAUUAAAAAUUAAAAGAAAUAACGAAAACAUGAAAAUUUUAGAACAUUUUGAUUAUUUUUUAAGCUAAAACUGAGAGAGAAAGAAACGAAAUUUCCAUUUGAAUCAGUUAUUUAAGCAAUGAAUCUUUUAUUAACCUUAUCAUAAUACCCUAUACUUAUGUAAUUUUGAUUUGAGUGUAUUAUUUCACGCAGUUAAUUUUCAUAUUGUUAUUUAAAAU
This is a messenger RNA of Bradysia coprophila, 3258 nucleotides long. It is a transcript of the gene Ptp61F, whose product is annotated as Protein tyrosine phosphatase 61F. The record is from RefSeq and is a predicted model, not a curated record. Gene Ontology annotation, cellular component: cytoplasm; nucleus. Gene Ontology annotation, biological process: negative regulation of ERK1 and ERK2 cascade; negative regulation of receptor signaling pathway via JAK-STAT; peptidyl-tyrosine dephosphorylation. Gene Ontology annotation, molecular function: non-membrane spanning protein tyrosine phosphatase activity; protein kinase binding. NCBI's taxonomy places the organism in Eukaryota, Metazoa, Arthropoda, Insecta, Diptera, Sciaridae.